This is a messenger RNA of Amphibalanus amphitrite, 1449 nucleotides long. RefSeq lists its product as uncharacterized. Gene Ontology annotation, molecular function: hormone activity. The transcript has 3 exons. Lineage: Eukaryota; Metazoa; Arthropoda; Thecostraca; Balanomorpha; Balanidae. Bases 120 to 476 code for a protein of 118 amino acids. The record is from RefSeq and is a predicted model, not a curated record.
GGCAGAUCACAGCCUGAGAACAAGCAGCCAGUGUCGGUGAAUACGAACUGUGUGCGAAAACGAACGCAGGGCAGAUACAAGCUCAGAAAUCCAAUCAGAAGAUAAUAAUUCAAACCAAUAUGUCGAGCAGUGGCCGUCUCUGUCUGCUGGUGGUGGCCGCGUGUCUGCUGGCGCCGGCCGCCGUGUCGGCACAGAUCCAGUUCUCCGAGGACUGGACUCACGGCAAGCGCGACGUGUCGGCACAGCAGCAGCAGCUGCUGGCAGCGGCCGCCGCCGCCGCCGACGGCGCGCCGCGGCCGCCGCUCAGCCUGCUGGACGUGCUCAGCAAGGCGGCGGCGCAGCAGGCCGCCGGCCAGCAGUGCAAGCCCGACGCCGAGGCGCUCGGACUCAUCUACGACCUCAUCAUGAGGGAAGUCGAGAAGGUCAUCAGCUGCAGAACCCAAAACGGAAUGCUGAAACCGGCCUACGCGGCAUAGAAUCGGGAGCGCGCAUAGCUUCUGGUUGAACCAAAGAAGAAACGGCAGUUCCUCGACUCACUCAUUGUCAGGGAGUUUAUUUAUUGUCCCGUCAAGUGGGCCCGGUAUCUAGUGCCGUUUUGCACGGACCAAGUCUGAGGGAAGUCGCAGCGUGCGGUAUCCUGAGCAGCAGCAGCACUGGAGCCUGAACAGUCGCCCGCUGCGUUGUGGAGGAAGGCAAUGCUGUCUGGAAGCCGAGGCGACUUAAGUCACGCACCAAGAGCUGCUGGUGCCGACAGCAGAGUGACGCCCUCGCCGGGUCUGAGUGGCUCGUCCGCGGGGCCAGAAGGGGCCGCUCCUCCGUGCACAUGGAGAGGCUGGUGGCUGCUGUCGUCCAUAUAGGACUGUUACGGGACCGAGUGAACUGUGAUACCUACCCAUUGUCUUUAUCUCGCCUCUCGUUUACAUCCUCCCGUGCUUCAGCAACAUCAAGCUGCCGACGAUGUCUCCUGAAUGGAAUCAUGUUUUUUUCUGGCAGCUGUGUGCAAUUGUUGUUAUUGAUGACGCUUGUGACCAGAACAUUCACUCAUUUUUAGCUUUUCAUGCUUCAUAUCUAGGCGCUAAUGUCAACCAUUAUAGCGUAGCUCGUCUCACUUAUACAUUAGAGGCCUUCCAACACGUUGUACAGACAUCGUGCACUGUUAUUAUUUCCAUCAGAUUAACAUCUCAUGCGUUUUAAGCUAUUUGUAUUUAUUUGUGUAUUUAUUGGUAUUUAUUACCCAUUUUUUACCAUGUGUGAAUGUGAUUGUCGGCCAUCGACAGCUAGCGAUCGGUUAUAUAUUGUUUAGUAUGGACUACUGUGUUCCAAUGAAUAGCGUUGCCAUUAUAAGCACUGCUGUUUUUAUGUCAUAUGCCAUGUUGGCGAGCCAAAUACUCAUGGUAAUAACCGUUUCAAUGUAUGUGUGCUAACAAAUAAAACAUUCGUGUUUCUAAA